GUCCCCGGCGUGAGUGAACCAGUGUGACUGUGGCUGUGUGUAGUGAAGGGGCUUUAUUCUCACCACUGGCCACCUCUACCUAAUUACCCUCCUCAAUUUACCCAAGAACAAGUAUAUCACCAUUUCAAUGACCUUUGGUGUCUUGAUCUUUACCUAAUGAGGUAAAAAAUCUGCUAAAGUCUUAAUGACUACGAACAUUUACCUCUUGUGUGACCUGUUAAGGUAGAGCAGCGGAUGUGGGACAGCAGAAAUAUUGUUAUUAUCCAGGGCCGUUGGUGUGCACAAUGGCUGCCAUGACAGCCAGUGUCCUUAAUAAUUUUGCUGAUCUUGCACUGUCACUACCAACUCCCUCUUUAGAAGCAACCAUCAAACAAAACCCUACAGUUGUUGACUCAACAGGGUAUGAUGGGAGGACAGCACUACAGAAAGCGGUGAUGGUUGGGAACCUCCCAGUAGUGAGACUACUGCUGCAGUAUGGUGCUGACCCCAACCUCAGAGCUCAGUCAGGUGAGACUGCUGUACACAUAGCAUGCUGUAGAGGACUACUCAACGUGGUUGUGACACUUUUGAAACACGGAGGAGAUCCCAUGGUUGUGGAUGGCACUGGAAAAGUAGCUGCGCAUUGUGCUGCAAUUGCUGGCUCAAUGGUGCUUGUACAGUAUUUGGCAGAAGUUUGUGAGGUGAACUUAGAAGCUGAGGAUAAUCGUGGCUCCACUCCCCUCCAUAUUGCUGCUGCCUGUGGACAUCUUGGCCUUGUACAGUAUCUUGUCCAGAGUAAAAAAGUUACUCGUACAAAAGUGGACGUUGAGGGCAACACAGUGCUUCACUCGGCAGCCACCGGAGGAGUGUCGGGUGUUUGCUGGACAAUAAUCUACCCGGGUUCUGAGCAGCUCCUCACGACUCCCAACACAGCGGGUCUUACGCCUGCUCAAGUUGCUCAUGCCUCCACUUCAAUCUCCCCAGACUGUCGUAAGUGGCUGGACCGAUGGACGAGACAGUAUGAGCGCAGCAGUGCAGUGGAAUCUCCUCGAUGGCCUUGGUUGAUUCAGUUGUUAACUCCAGUGACUAUUUUUUAUAUUGGAAUUUUGCUGUCUAUGUUUGCCAUGCCACAUCACCAGUGGAUGGUUGGACUGCCCGUGUUCAUUGUAGCUCUCACGGUACUGGCAAGACAACAACAUCGCAUGAAGCACCCCAUCAGGUGGCCCAAUCCUAUAUACUUAGGAGCAUAUGGAGGAGGACUUUUAUCCACAAUGGCAUGCUACUUUAUCGGGAUUGACGCUCAUCGACAUGAACCAAUUAUCGUUUCACUCAUAAUGUGGAGUACGGCGCUUUUCCAUGUCAUCAUCUUCUAUAAACUGGUCACAGGUGACCCUGGGAUAGUUCGAGCUGAGGGCCCUCUACAGGAAGUGCUGCGAGGUGUGGGCGAGGGAGUGGUACGGGGAUAUUGUUCUGAGUGUCAGUUGGCCUCGCCCCCAUUCUCACACCACUGUCGCCUAUGUGUGGAAUGCCACCAUCAAACAGACCACCACUGUCUCUUUCUCAACACUUGCAUUGCCGCAAAUAAUCACUGGCAUUUUGUGGUAUUUAUAAUGUCGAACAUGGUUCUCAUGGUUGGAUUUUUGGAAGCAGCCUACAGAGUUACUAUACCCCAGGCUACUCAGGGGGACUGGGUUGACCAGUUGGCAGCACAUUUUUGGUAUCUAAUGGAUGAAGAUAUGUGGACCUUCCUCAUGAUGAUAUGCAAUGGAGUUUCCUUGCUAUGGGCCAUUCAUCUUUUAAACAACCAAUUUCAGGUUAUAGGGUCUCAGCAGACAACUUUGUGCCGCCUUAAGCUAGGAAACCCCCUGACGAAACCAACACACAGAGAAAAAGUCAAGAAUUUCUGGAGUUUUCUUGUUCGUGGCCGAGUUCCUUUGAGCAAUCAGACUCAUUAUUUUAGUCAAGUGUAAUUCUACAAAAUAUUACAAAUCGUUGUAAAUUUACUGUUGAAAGCAGGUUACCUUAGGGAGAGUAUCUGAACAGAAUUUUUUGAAGAGUUAUGUGAGUUUUGUAUAUUUCGUUUUUGGCCAUGUACUCACCUAAUUGUGCUUGCGGGGGUUGAGUUUGGCUCUUUGGUCCCGCAAGUGCACUGCACUGAAUGUGUUUUGGCACAAAAUUUAUUAUCGUUUUACCGUUGGAUUUCUAUCUGCACUGAAUUCUUAGGAAUAAUGUUCGUAAAGGAAAGUUUAUUCAACUCCAUUGAAAAGAUAAUGGAAUGGUAAAUAGUGUGGUGAGAUAUGUGCACACGAGUACAUAUGUUUAGAAAUCAACACAUCAAUACAAUCUAAAGCCACCAUCUUUAAGCAUUAUAUUUUCUUGGGAGAACAUUUUCUUAGGUUAGUAAGAUGUAAUUUGAUAAUUAAACAAAUAGCCAACCUGUUA
This is a messenger RNA of Procambarus clarkii (red swamp crayfish), 2421 nucleotides long. RefSeq lists its product as uncharacterized. NCBI's taxonomy places the organism in Eukaryota, Metazoa, Arthropoda, Malacostraca, Decapoda, Cambaridae. The record is from RefSeq and is a predicted model, not a curated record. Gene Ontology annotation, molecular function: protein binding; palmitoyltransferase activity.